This is a messenger RNA of Thermothelomyces thermophilus ATCC 42464, 2011 nucleotides long. RefSeq lists its product as uncharacterized. The record is from RefSeq and is a predicted model, not a curated record. The transcript is spliced from 3 exons. Gene Ontology annotation, biological process: intracellular protein localization. Gene Ontology annotation, cellular component: plasma membrane. Bases 372 to 1463 code for a protein of 363 amino acids. Lineage: Eukaryota; Fungi; Ascomycota; Sordariomycetes; Sordariales; Chaetomiaceae.
GCCUCUCGAGUGUUCGUUCGAGCUCCUCCGAGACGCAAGCCAAUUCUACCAUCAUCGCCUUUCGCAACCCGACUUCAAUCCGUACGCUGUGCGUACAACACGUUCCUUUCAGCACAACCAGCCGGAAACUCGUAAACUCUCCUGCCUCUGGGUCACAUAGCUCCGUUUGACAACAUACCUUUGCGGCACCAUCGCAAUUUCUUGGGCGACCGCAUGCACCCGAUCGCUGUCACAACCCUGUCUCAUGAGGUUAUAAAGGCGGAGCUCGACGCGUUUGGAUUCAUCGAUCGUUUAAGUUUCUCUUUCUUACCCUCACCGACCCAUCUUCACUCCCAUCACCCAGCCGAACUCCCUCUUCAGCUCCAGGAAAGAUGGCCGACAACGCGCCAGCGAAUCCCCCUCCCCAAUCCGACUUCCCUCGAAAUCGAUUACCAACACUCUUCGAAGUUCUCAGUCGUCGGACCCUGCCUCCUGUUGAUUUGUUUUCUUUCUACAUCUACAUGAGAGAUCAGCAGCGCUCCGUCGACUACCUCGAUUUCUGGCUGGAUGUCGCACAGCACAUGUCGCUCUGCCGUCACUAUGUGCGCGAACUUCGCCGAUCCGUUCUCGUGGGCACGCCCGACUUGGACAGAGCCUCCAAGCGGUCAUCGGGCAUUCUGGAGGGCCUCGGAGACCUCAGCUACUCGGCUCCAGGGCCGUCGAUGUACGCAACCGAGAAGGAGAAGGAUCAAGAUGCUCGAAUGUCUGCGUUCUUACGCGAGGAUCGCGAACUUCACGACUCCCCGGCUAGCAGCGACGCGAGACAGAACCGCCCGAGCACGAAUCUCAGCACACCUCGGGAGCUCAACACGGAUUCAACCUCUCCUCCGCACACGGUAGCGCGACAAGACAUCAGAGCCUCUGCCGAGAAGAUCCUUUACACCUUCCUUCUCCCGGGCGCCGAACGCGAAAUCACCCUGCCGGGCUCAAUCACUCAGGACGUCACAACAGCUAUCGAGGAAUUCGGAAGGGACGACCCCGAGGUGUUUGACGUGGCUAAGGACUAUGUCUUUCAGGCGAUGGAGCGCGACGCUUUUCCGGGGUUUCUCAGGAUGAAGGCGCUUGGCAACCUGAUCCCCCCGACAAUGGUCAUGCGACUCAUCAUAGGGCUUGUGUCUAUGUUUGGUGGUUUCUGGGCUGCGUUCAUCCUCAUCUUCCUCGACAAGUCCCGGAUGGAGAGACUUUGGCUUAUCCUCCCCUUCACCAUUGGCGUCUACUGCCUCGCCUCUUACCAAUAUUGCCUCGACCCAAUUCUCGCCCUCAUCGGACUGAGCGAGUACACCCCCUUCAACUUUUCCCGAAUGCGGGAGCCCUACGUCCGGAAGCUUCUCGCUCGCCGGUCGGUCAUGGUUCUGGCCGUGACGGCCCUCGUAGACGCAGCACUCUGCGUCCUCUUCAUCCUGGUUCCUGGCAAGCGGCUGUGAGGGAGUGCGGGUCUGGGCUCACGGGAGUUUGUGAGCUGGCCUCGCUCCCGAUUUGAUCAGCCCAUACCGGCUAUCCCAGGCUAGCGAAUAUUCUAGAGGAAAAGCGGGUUGACAGGAGCCAGGGGAAGAAGUCUUCGAUCACGACCGUCACGUUGUUCCUAAAGCCUUUACCGCCACCAGAGGGAGUCAAGGGGGGGAGUGGCGAUCUCUGCAUUUGAUUUCAGUAGGCGCAGGGUAGAGGGAGGGAGGGAGGCCUCGGUGGGUGUUCAGGAUAUGGCGGUCUUCUUCUCAGCAUACAUUCUUUCUCAUCAUUUUUCCUUUCGAAGCUUUUGGGGUUGCGUUAUUUCGCGAAAACCAGGACCCUGGCUUUUCUUUUCCUUGCUCGGCCGUCUCUAUCGUCUUUGAAGCUCUUGUUAUUUGCAUUUUGCGCCGCCGCCAAUGUACGAUAUACUAGUAAUACCCAGCGUCGUGGGCGUUUCAAAGCACUGGAGGGGCCGUCCGCCAGACACAGAUAGUUGCAGUUGCGCUGAAUCACAGAACUCGAAACC